AUGGGGGCCUCGGGAGGUAUUUUGGUUAUGUGGGAUAAGAGGGUGGUGGAGAGCUCUGAUGAGUUUGUGGGGGAGUUUUCGGUGGGGUGUUUGUUUAGAAAUAUAGACGAUGGUUUCCUUUGGGCCUUUGCUGGGGUUUACGGUCCUAAUUUAGAUAGUGAAAGGCGGAUGCUUUGGGAUGAGUUGGCUGGUCUUUGUUCUUGGUGGGAGGUUCCAUGGUGUAUUGGAGGAGAUUUUAAUGUGACAAGAUUUGCCAGUGAAAGAUCAGGGGAGGGACGUCAAAAUCAAGCUAUGGUGGAUUUUUCAGAUUUCAUUUUUGAGUCAGGCCUUAUGGAUAUACCACUAAUGGGAGGGGAGUAUACUUGGUCUAACCAUUUUUCUUGGUCAAGACUGGACAGGUUUCUCAUUUCCCCUUCAUGGGAACUUCAAUACCCAGUUGUAAGCCAGAAAAGACUUCCAAGAAUUUGUUCCGAUCAUUUUCUUGUAAUGCUUGAUGGUGGUGGAAUCAUAGGGGGUAGAAGGCCAUUCAAGUUUGAGAAUAUGUGGUUAAAAAAGGAGGGGUUUGUGGAUUUGGUUAGACAAUGGUGGAGCUCCUAUUUAUUUGAGGGCAAUCCGAGCAAUGUGUUGGCCAGGAAAUUGAAAGCUUUGAAAAUGCAUUUGAAGAUAUGGAAUGAACAGGUGUUUGGUGAUGUAACCUUACAGAUGAAAAGCUUGACACAAGAGCUACAAAGUUUGGAGGGUGUAGGAGUCGAAAACAACCGUAAAGAGCAAGUAGUUUCUGAACUUGAAAGAUUGACUUUAUUGGAGGAGAUUUCUUGGAGGCAGAAGUCAAGGGCUCUAUGGCUCCGAGAAGGGGAUUAA
This is a messenger RNA of Juglans regia (Persian walnut), 861 nucleotides long. RefSeq lists its product as uncharacterized. The record is from RefSeq and is a predicted model, not a curated record. Lineage: Eukaryota; Viridiplantae; Streptophyta; Magnoliopsida; Fagales; Juglandaceae. Gene Ontology annotation, molecular function: catalytic activity. The coding region runs from base 1 to 861 and encodes 286 amino acids. The transcript has a single exon.